Messenger RNA from Colius striatus (speckled mousebird), 4157 nucleotides. Its product is annotated as 6-phosphofructo-2-kinase/fructose-2,6-bisphosphatase 4. Gene Ontology annotation, cellular component: cytosol. The record is from RefSeq and is a predicted model, not a curated record. Bases 23 to 1444 code for a protein of 473 amino acids. Gene Ontology annotation, biological process: fructose 2,6-bisphosphate metabolic process; fructose metabolic process. Lineage: Eukaryota; Metazoa; Chordata; Aves; Coliiformes; Coliidae. Gene Ontology annotation, molecular function: 6-phosphofructo-2-kinase activity; fructose-2,6-bisphosphate 2-phosphatase activity; ATP binding. The transcript has 14 exons.
GGGAGCCGGGAGGCGGGCGAGGAUGGCGGCGGCGGCGGCGCCGGCGCGGGAGCUCACGCAGAACCCGCUGCAGAAGACAUGGGAGCCCUACGACAACGGGCUGCCGGCGGGGCACAGCGCCCAGCGCGGCGUAUGUAUGACCAAUUGCCCUACUCUGAUUGUCAUGGUGGGCCUCCCAGCAAGAGGAAAAACCUACAUCUCGAAGAAGCUGACACGUUAUUUAAAUUGGAUUGGAGUUCCUACGAAAGAAUUUAAUGUUGGUCAAUAUCGUCGAGAUUUGGUGAAAAAGUAUAAAUCUUUUGAAUUCUUCCUGCCUGACAAUGAAGAAGGCUUGAAAAUCAGGAAACAGUGUGCCUUAGCAGCGCUGAAUGACGUCCGACAGUACCUCAGUGAAGAAAACGGGCACGUGGCUGUCUUUGAUGCUACAAACACAACUCGAGAACGUAGAGAAACUAUUUACAAAUUUGGUGAAGAAAAUGGAUAUAAGACGUUUUUUGUUGAGUCUGUAUGUGUCGAUCCAGAGGUCAUUGCUGCAAACAUUGUGCAAGUGAAGCUGGGUAGUCCUGACUAUGUUGAUUGUAGUAAUGAUGAAGCAACAGAAGACUUCAUGAAAAGAAUAGAGUGCUACAAGAACUCAUAUGAGACGUUAGAUGAAACUCUUGACAAGGAUCUUUCUUACAUUAAAAUUAUGGAUGUAGGAAGGAGUUACCUUGUGAACAGAGUAAUCGAUCACAUUCAGAGCCGGAUUGUCUACUACCUCAUGAACAUCCAUGUGACUCCUCGGUCAAUCUACCUCUGUCGGCACGGAGAAAGUGAACUCAAUCUGAAAGGGAGAAUAGGAGGAGAUCCCGGACUGUCUGUCAGGGGGAAAGAAUUUGCCAAAUGCUUGGCACAAUUUAUUAAUGAACAAAAUAUCAAAGACCUGAAGGUUUGGACCAGCCAGAUGAAAAGGACGAUUCAGACUGCAGAAGCCUUGGGAGUGCCUUAUGAGCAGUGGAAGGUUUUGAAUGAGAUAGAUGCAGGAGUAUGUGAAGAGAUGACAUAUGAAGAAAUACAGGAAAAUUACCCACUUGAAUUUGCACUGAGAGACCAAGACAAGUACAGAUACAGAUACCCCAAAGGAGAGUCCUAUGAAGAUCUUGUUCAGAGACUGGAGCCUGUAAUUAUGGAACUUGAAAGGCAGGAAAAUGUGCUUGUCAUAUGUCACCAAGCUGUCAUGCGCUGCUUGCUUGCCUAUUUUCUUGACAAGCCUGCAGAACAACUGCCUUACCUGAAGUGCCCACUGCAUACUGUCUUAAAGCUAACCCCGGUGGCUUAUGGAUGUAAAGUAGAAUCCAUAUUUCUGAAUGUUGAAGCUGUCAACACACACAGAGAUAAACCCGAGAAUGUAGGUGUGGAUCGCUCCCGAGAAGAGGCUUUGAGGACAGUGCCCAACCACCUAUAGCCGCAGGUCCCGGGGCCGCAGCCCUUCCCCCGGGCCGGAGGCACCAGAGCUGCCACGGAACCGCCUCCUCUCCCCUUCACAUUGCCAACGUGAUUCAGCUUCUCUGGACAAAACCUGUAGUUGUGGAGAACUCCCAGUGCCCAAAGGUAUCUAUAAAAAGAUGUGAUGGGAAGCAGAGUAGAGUUGGAUUUAGAGAUGGGGUUUGUUUGGUGUAAAUUCGUGCAGUUUCAGUGGUUUUUAUUGUUCAGCUGUGGAUACUGCAAGGUGGUUAAUUGCCCACGUCAGUUCUACUGGCAGAGUUUAACAAGGUUUUACUUUCUUUUCAAAGUGUUUUUCUAAGGGUUCCUCUUGCUUUUACUGUGAAUGGCUGCCUGCAGUUGCGUGGAGACUUUUCUGAUGGCGCGUUUAACAUACCUGAAAUUCUCCAUUUUGAGCAUUGGAGGCUUCAUGGUGCAAAACUACUUUACAGGGGAAAGGCUGUCAGCUCUCAUAGCUUCUCUGGGAUUUCAAUGCAACUUCAGUUUGCCAACCACAACUUAAAUUGUCCUGAAGUGGGGAGACUUUUUCCCCUUGGAAAAGAAAAGCAUUGAAGUGAUGUUUUCUGCCUGAAAGACUCUGCUUUUUUAGCAAGACUUUAACAUUUUCCAGGGGCUGGAUGUUUGUUGGAGGGUCGUGGAAGUAGGGGAUGUGAGUGUGAGUAUAGCUGGCAGCCUGGGUAAUCAGAGAGAGGGAGGGAGGGAUGUCCUUUCUGCUUCAGUUACAGGAGGAGACCAGCAGCUUUUCUGAGAAGGUAGAGGAAAGGAUUCAGACUGCCAAGGGCUGGAGAAGCUGCUUGUGUUAUUUAGGGCUGUGAUUAUUUUUCUUCUAGGUGAUUUUUGAAAUGAAUUUCAACAUGAAAGUGUAUGUUUCUCUUUUAUAGCCACAUUUAAUAUGUACAUCGGGAAACAGUACAGAAAGGUUAGGUGGAGUUUAACCAUUCUAACAGCUCAUGCAGGAGAAACACCAGGUAAACUCUGAAAUUACUUGUAACGUGGCACAGCUGCCUUGGGUUUGGGGCUGGGCUUUGUGUUGGUUGUAAGCAUCCCAGUUCCUCCCUGCUUUUUUGUUAUACCUUGUGAAACUCCAGUGCUAAAAAUGGAAUAUGCUCUGUGUGCUGAGGCCAGGGCCCUUUCCCUGUGGCACCCAGAAGGGGUGUUUGUGUGUGUGCUCCCAGGCGACUGAAGGGUGCUGCCAGCACUGCUGCUGGCUCCCGGGUCUGAAACUGAGGAGGAUUCUUCUUUGGGAGCUGGGCUGCAUCUGUUUUAAGGACUUCAAUUCAUUGAGCUUUUGCCAUGUGGUGGUGUUUUGUUGUUGCUCUUUCUCUUUUUCUCAAUUCCUGUGUGAACCACCAGGCCCUUUUACCAUAGUUUUGCAGAAGAGGGCUGAGUCGUCUUUUGUUUGUGCAGGGUUUGUAAAAUAACGUGCUGCUGUUGUGAUUUGUUUUGUUAAGCUAAUUUCAGCAAUAUCUUCAGCUCUGGAAGUAAGCCAUAGCCUUUGGUGGGGUUCUGGCUCAGGAGAGGAAGGUGCAGGGUCCAAGAGCCCUCAGAACCACUUGCUGUCUACAGCUUUGUGUGUGGGAGCCCCGUGCUUGGUAAUGCCCGUCACACCUUCAGUGGCCGUAGUUAACUGUGUGAGGAGAGAGACCACACAGCACUGCUCAGACAAGCUGGUUUAUGGAGGUGUAGUUCACAAGGUCACCUUUGUGGCAUAAAGGGAGAAGUCAUUCCCCCUCCUGCACUGCUGGCUGUUCAGCAGGGAAAGGUGGGGCUGUGCUGAGGGCAGCCCUCACUCCUCCGGCCUCCAGCCCUGACUAGGAGUUUAAACAGCUUUUAAAUGGAGAAGGUCAGAGCUCUGCAGUACUUAGAGAGGCCAAAUCCCAGGAGACUGUGUUUCAGAAAAGCAUGGUGGCCCAGCAGACCAGGGUGCUGUUUGAGCUCAGACCUGGUUGUAGAAACAUGGAAGAAAUGGUUUCCCUCUGGGAGAACUGAGCCAAGGGCUGCUCCUCUUCACUGGCAAGCACGGCUUGAGGUGUCUCCCCUCUCUCCUUUUCUUUGUUUGACCCCUCUCCACUUUCAGAGGUGCUGUAAAAUUCCUUGAGGCUAAAUGUUUUAUGUACAGUAGGUAUUUUUAUAGCCUGCUUUUGAAUAUACUGUGAUGUUUUACUAAGUUGGGUGUUCAGUAAAAAAAAGAGUUGUAUACAAGUGUAAAUAAACUGUUCUGCUGAUACUUGAAGAGAAAAAAUAAUGAAGCUGUCUGUUGUACUUUAGGAAGUUACUAAAUCACUGACUGCACCUGACCCUUUCUAGCUGGCAGGGCAAGUGUGGGCCAUGAAUGUAGAUGGGAAGGGAGUGAUGGGUUCUCCCCUGGGGGUAGCUGCCUGCUGGAAAGGCCUUUGUUCAGAACUGCAGGUUAUUGACACUAAACCAGGUGUGUAUUUUCCCCCUCCUGCCCAUACCACCACUGACAGGGGAGGUGAAAACCCUCAUCCUGACCUUGUGUAUUUGUACCCAUGUUUAUUUCACUCCUUCUGACUGUUAAUGCACUUGCUCACUCAGCUGCAGUCUCUCCAGCAGGAUUAAACUGUCUUUUCUUACUUGUUGGCCUUUGUUGUCAUCUUUCAGACACAUACAAUCAUUUGACCUUUGAUCCAAGUAAUAAAGAUCAAAUGCUUCCA